AAGUGGGCCGUCCCGGGGUUCAGCUGGUCUGGGCUAAUAGCAGCCUGACUGUGCCUCUGAAUCCUCUUUCCAGGCUAGAAACUACAACUACUCUGCUAUACAGAACUCACUUUUAUAUGAUUUGAAGCCCCUGAAAGGCUCUUCGGACUCCCCCGAUGGCUCUACCGAUGGACCCCGUGGAUGAACCCAGGGUGUACCAGCAGACGUUGCUCCAGGACGGUCUGUGCGACCUGCUGGAGAACGACAAGCUGGUCGACUGUGUGCUGAAGAUCAAAGACAAGGAGUUCCCCUGCCACCGGCUGGUCCUGUGUGCCUGCAGCUCGUACUUCCGCACCAUCCUUCUGUCUGACCUGGAGGAGAGCAAAAAGAGAGAGAUCGUCUUGGAGGACGUGGAGCCGGGGGUCAUGGGGCUGAUCCUCAAGUACCUGUACACCUCCAAAAUCAAUGUGACAGAGCAGAACGUCCAGGACAUCUUCGCAGUGGCUAAUAUGUACCAGAUACCUUCAAUUUUCACUGUGUGUGUGUCUUUCCUACAAAAGCGCCUGAGCCUCAGCAACUGCCUAGCUAUCUUCAGGCUCGGCCUGAUGCUGGACUGUCCCAGGUUGGCGGUCUCGGCUCGAAACUUCGCCUGCGAGCGCUUCCAGCUCAUCUCCAGAGAUGAGGACUUCCUCCAGCUGCUGCCCAGUGAGUUGGCAGCCAUCUUGGCGAACGAUAAUCUGAGCGUCGAGACGGAGGAGGCGGUGUUUGAGGCUCUGAUGAACUGGGUGUCCCGCGACGCAGAGAGCAGAGAGAAAGAGCUGCCAGGUUUGCUGGACUGCGUUCGUUUGCGUCUGGUGAGCGAGGAUUACCUGAAGGAGAGAGUGGAGAAACACAAGCUGAUCUCGUCAAACCCCGAGUUGCAGCAGAAGCUCCAGCUGGUCAGGGAUGCUCAUGCCGGGAAAAUGCCAGAAGUUAAAAAAAGCAAAAGCAAGAAGGAGGACGCCGGAGGAGAGAAGGAUGGAGAGAAUGAGGAUAAAGAGGAAGACGAAGGUCUCCUCCCAGGCAUCCUGAAUGACAACCUGCGAUUUGGCAUGUUUGUCCGGAACUUGAUACUGAUGGUGAACGACACGGGCGCUGUGGCCUACGAUCCGACAGAGAACGACUGCUUCGUAGCAUCGCUCUCCACGCAGGUUCCCAAAAACCACAUCAGCCUGGUCACCAAGGAGAACCAGAUCUUUGUGGCUGGAGGAUUAUUCUUUGAUGAACAGAACAAAGAAGAUCCGCUGUCCUCUUAUUUCCUGCAGUAUGACCCAGUCAGCGCUGAUUGGCUGGGGAUGCCUCCUCUCCCGUCUGCCCGCUUCCUGUUUGGGCUGGCCGAGGCCGAGAACUCCAUCUUUGUGUUGGGAGGGAGGGAACUGAAGGAGCAGGAGCACACGCUGGACUCUGUUUUGGUCUACGACAGACAAUCUUUCAAAUGGGGCGAAUCAGAGCCAAUUCCUUACCCAGUCUAUGCACAUGCAACCAUAUCGCACAAUGAUGUUGUUUAUGUGAUCGGAGGAAAGGGAGACGAGAAGAGCUGUCUGAGGAAGAUGUGCGCAUAUGAUGCCAAGAGAUUUGAAUGGAAGGAGCUUGCACCCAUGAAGACUGCACGUUCUUUAUUCGGCGCCACUGUUCAUAAGGACAAAAUCUACGUGGCAGGGGGAGUCACCGACACGGGGCUGACGGCCUCUGUGGAGGUGUACGACAUCGCUGCCAACAAGUGGUCAGACUUCGUAGUGUUUCCCCAGGAGCGUAGCUCUCUGAACCUGGUGUCUUCGGCCGGCUUGCUGUACACUGUAGGAGGUUUCGCCAUGAUGCCUUUGGAGGACAGCGACGAGAUCAUUCCCAAAGAGAUGAACGACAUCUGGAGGUAUGACGAGGCAGAGAGGAAGUGGAACGGGAUCCUCAGAGAGAUCAAGUAUGCUUCAGGGGCCACCGUUCUGGGGGUCCGCCUCAACACCCUGCGUCUCACCAAGAUGUAAAACGCCCUCCAGUCUCUGCUUUAUUAACAGGAACAGCUUGUUAGGAGUCCAAGGAGGUACAGCUGGGCUCUAACAUGCUCAGCUUAAUGUGUUUGGGUUUGUUGUUAUUUUACACAAUGCUAUAGUGGAUAAUUAUAUAGCUAAUUGUAAUUCUGGCUCAACAUUAGGACAGUCUGUUUUGAUCGAAGACAUUUUUAUAUGUGUGUGUUUCAGUGAUUUUAAUCUGAGACUUCAAAACUGUAAGCAAUCUGAUGACAUUUUUUGCACUG
Messenger RNA from Chelmon rostratus (copperband butterflyfish), 2269 nucleotides. It is a transcript of the gene klhl40b, whose product is annotated as kelch-like family member 40b. The record is from RefSeq and is a predicted model, not a curated record. Gene Ontology annotation, molecular function: protein binding. The transcript is spliced from 6 exons. Bases 156 to 2000 code for a protein of 614 amino acids. Lineage: Eukaryota; Metazoa; Chordata; Actinopteri; Chaetodontiformes; Chaetodontidae.